GUCACCAUCCCGACCUCGUCGUUCGACAACACCGCGAACCUCGAGAAAUACUGGAACUACAACUACCCGUGGGGUGACACCCACAACGGAGCCGCGCGCAUGGUCGCCACCGCGGACCACGUCAGCGCGUCCGUGGGCGUGCUCACGCUGACCGCGCAGCCGUACUCGGGCGACUCCAAGUCGGGGAUCAAGUACCACUCGGGCACGAUCUACGCGAAGGAGCAGGUGAACGUCGACGGGUCGAGCGCGGUGGGGUACCAGGUCGAGGGCGAGUUCGUCUCGCCGACGGCCAAGGGCACCUGGCCCGCGUUCUGGCUGAACGCGGCGAGCGGCUGGCCGCCCGAGUCGGAUAUCGCGGAAUGGAAGGGCAACGCGAAGUUAUGGUUCAACACGUUCGAUACGUCCAGGCAGGUUGCGAGCAAGAUCGUAGACUGGCCGACGGACGGGAACUAUCACGCCGCGAAGGCGGUCCUGAGGACCAUCCCGGGGAAUAGUAAGGAUCUGGGCAUCUCGUAUUACUUGGACAACAAGCUCCAGGCUACGCACACCGCUGCGGGGAAAGGCUAUGAAUCUGUAAGUAGUUUAGACUGA
This is a messenger RNA of Gloeophyllum trabeum ATCC 11539, 591 nucleotides long. RefSeq lists its product as uncharacterized. The transcript has 3 exons. Gene Ontology annotation, biological process: carbohydrate metabolic process. Lineage: Eukaryota; Fungi; Basidiomycota; Agaricomycetes; Gloeophyllales; Gloeophyllaceae. Gene Ontology annotation, molecular function: hydrolase activity, hydrolyzing O-glycosyl compounds. The annotation marks the transcript as partial. The record is from RefSeq and is a predicted model, not a curated record.